Messenger RNA from Cucurbita moschata (crookneck pumpkin), 859 nucleotides. RefSeq lists its product as uncharacterized. The transcript has 2 exons. Bases 71 to 643 code for a protein of 190 amino acids. NCBI's taxonomy places the organism in Eukaryota, Viridiplantae, Streptophyta, Magnoliopsida, Cucurbitales, Cucurbitaceae. The record is from RefSeq and is a predicted model, not a curated record. Gene Ontology annotation, cellular component: plasma membrane.
UCAUAAUUUCAAGAAAUUCGCCGCCGGAUGUUGCCGGCCGCUUCAUCAAUCGGCAAUCUCCGACCACCAAAUGCCCCCGAAACUGAUCUCCAACGCAAAGCGCCGCACUCAUCCGCUCAUUUGGUUCGCUGCCGUUCUCUGUACUCUGGUUUCGAUCGCCGUCAUAAUCGCCGGUGUCGGCGUCUUCAUUGGCUACCUAGUGAUCCACCCUAGGAUUCCGACGAUCAGUGUCAUCGGCGCUCAUCUUGAUAACUUCCAGAACGAAAUCGCCGGCCGCCUCGAGGUUCAGUUAACGAUCCUCGUCGAGGCGGAGAAUGAUAACGCGAAAGCGCAUGCGAGUUUCUCCGAUACGAGUUUGUUCCUGAGUUUUCUAGGGCUAAACAUCGCUGAGCUUGUAGCCGAUCCAUUCGAUGUGAGGAAGAACGGCUCUGUCCAGUUCCAUUACGCCGUGAAUUCGAUUAUGAUUCCUUUGAAUCCAGAGCAGAUGGAGGAAGUCGAUUUCGCGUUGAAGACGGAUCUGAUCCAGUUCGAUUUGAAUGGGAACACGAGAGUUCAAUGGCGAGUUGGAUUGUUUGGAUCCGUGAAAUUUGUAUGCCAAAUUCAUUGCGGGCUUAAAUUUCAUCUUCCAAUGGAACGUACUUGAUUUCGCCUUGUAGUUCUCGAGCGAAAUGAUUUCUCUGUUCUUGGGAUAGUUUUAGUACAGAACAAUUUCAUUCCAUUUCUUGGAAAAUUAGACGAUUCAUAGUGCGUAUUGAGAAUUUUUGUUAGAUUUAGAUUAGCGAAAUUGAGUUAUAUAAUUUGUAAAAUUAUUUGAGUUAUCUCGGAUUUGAAUUUAGUUAAUAUUAAAUUAAAUGGUUGU